AUGAGAAAAAGUAGUGUCUUAUUCAAGUCUCCAUUCUCGGAUGAAGAUCCACAUUCAACCCAUACAGACGCUCCCAUUGAGGCACCUCCUGCCAUUCACUCAUCAUCAAGUGGGACUGCCCCUAGUACCGGUGGUAUUUUUAGAGGAGAUUUUGCAAUAAAUCAAUCAGCACCAGGAAAAAGAAUUACAUCCCCAAUGGAUCCAUCCAAGGGAAGCUCAUCUGACCAUACACAGAUACCAACCAAGGGCGAUACACCACAUUUUGAACAACACAUGCCAAUGAGAUUUAACGCAGAAAGACGUACUUCGGUCAGUGGUGAGAGUCUUCAACCUGAUAAUUUUGACGGAUGGACUCCUGACCAUUAUGCUGAGAAAUCUGCUGAACAAUUAAAAAGGUUGGAAGUUUCCAUUGGUAAGAACUUUUUAUUCAAUAAAUUAGAUUCAGAUUCUAAGAAAUUAGUUAUAAAUUGUUUAGAAGAGAAAAAAGUUAAGAAGGGUGACACCAUCAUUAAACAAGGGGAUGAAGGUGAUUAUUUCUAUGUUGUUGAAGUUGGUUCUGUUGAAUUUUACGUUGACGACCAGAAAGUUAGUAAUUCCGGACCAGGUUCAAGUUUUGGUGAAUUAGCAUUAAUGUAUAAUAGUCCCAGAGCAGCUACCGUGUUGGCUUCUAGUGAUUGUACAUUAUGGGCCUUAGAUAGAUUGACUUUUAGAAAGAUUCUGUUAGGAAGUUCUUUCAAGAAGAGAGUCAUGUAUGAUUCCCUAUUGAAAAGUAUACCUAUCCUUGAAAACUUGACAAAUUAUGAUCGUGCAAAACUAGCAGAUGCUUUAGACACCCAAUAUUAUGAACCAGGUCAAGUUAUUCUUCACGAAGGUGAUCCAGGUGAAAACUUCUAUUUGAUUGAAUAUGGUGAAUGUGAAGUUACUAAAGAAGGCAAGGGUUUAUUGACGACAUUACAUGACAGGGACUAUUUUGGGGAGAUUGCUCUUCUAAAGGAUGUGCCAAGACAGGCAACUGUCACUGCUGUAAAGAAAACAAAAGUGGCCACACUUGGAAGAAGUGGGUUCCAAAGAUUAUUGGGACCUGCAGUGGAAAUUCUCAAACUCAAUGAUCCUACUAACAAGUAA
Naumovozyma castellii is the source of this 1125-nucleotide messenger RNA. It is a transcript of the gene BCY1, whose product is annotated as cAMP-dependent protein kinase regulatory subunit BCY1. NCBI's taxonomy places the organism in Eukaryota, Fungi, Ascomycota, Saccharomycetes, Saccharomycetales, Saccharomycetaceae. The coding region runs from base 1 to 1125 and encodes 374 amino acids. The record is from RefSeq and is a predicted model, not a curated record. The transcript has a single exon.